Molecule: messenger RNA, 1033 nt
Organism: Drosophila suzukii
Lineage: Eukaryota; Metazoa; Arthropoda; Insecta; Diptera; Drosophilidae
Source: RefSeq, a predicted model, not a curated record
AAGCUAAUUAAAGUUGCGACAAACCGAAAGCGAGUCGCCAGUUGUCCGCCAGUUCUCCACGGAGCCAUUUCCACGGAGCGAAUUCCACUAGCUUGGAGUGUUUGUAAUCCCAGGGAUCGUCCCGAGAGACAGACAAGUUGUUCACGAAACGCGUAUACCCUUGCCCAGCACAAUCUCCACAUAGCACAAGGCAAAUAUGUCCUGCAAUGAGAAAACAGCGCUGCUGGCAACGCAACAAGGACAGCAGCGCCAGCACAUCAUUGUCAUGCCUGCGACGCGGAAGGAUCCAAAGGAUUAUGAGCCCAUUUUCACAACUGCUGACUAUUCCUACGGCCUGACACUGGAGGAGUUGCUGCCCUUCGCUUUGGAUCCCUGGUGGCAGAACGUGCGGCGAUUCAGCUGCGGGGUCCUGGGACUGGCCUUCCUGCUGACCCUGAUUGCCGGGCUGGUUAUGGCCCAUUCCGGCAGUGUCUGCCAGCCAAAUAGAGCAAUUAGCGGAAACUCGACCACGACUACGAUGGCCACCCCGCUAUCCUUGGCGUCCAACGGCACCCAGCUGCUGAUGGCCAGUUUGUGACGGCCGCAGGCUAAUCUCUGCGUCAUUCUGGAGAUGCUGCAAUCCCCAUGCGGAAUUGCAUCAGCCGCAUCAGCACGCACUAUUUGCAUUUCUUUGGCUUGCCGGCAAUGGAUGAGUAUUUACAUAUGCCUGCACUUUUCCCUUCCACUCCACCCCAGUUGCUAGCUGAGCGAUAAGCAAUGCACCGCGGAACCGAUUGAAGCGGGACAAUUCAGCUGAUUAAUAUAAUUGUUUUUCGAGUAAAAUACGUGGACACCUUUAAUGUGUUCAUAAAAAAUUGAUUAGACUUAAGUCAAUACUUUUACAGAUUAUUGCUAUUAGGCAAUUAAUAAUUGAACAAAAUAUUGAAGUAAGAAAAAACGAUGUUAUAUGAGACAAUUUGGAACAUUCCGAAGUAUUUAAGCUUUGUUUCAUUAAGGACAUCUGAUUUUCCACCUGAACGUCAAUCUAUAGUUU